AUGGAGUUUGUUAAUCGGUCAUGGGAUCCAGGACCCGGUACAGGUGACUUAUCUACUGCUGCGUCUGCUCUUUUGGCUUUACAAAACUCUCUGAAGACCUGGGACAGGGACGUUUUUGGCUCGAUUAAGCAGCAGGUAAAGAGCCUGAGAGCUGAAUUGGAGGCGGAGAGGAGUAGCACCCUGUACCAAGGACCUACGGACAGGGAACGACAUUUGGUGGCCACGUUGGGGGAGGUGCUGGCACGUGAAGAAACUAUGGAACGGCAGCGGUCGAGAAUUGCUUGGUUAAAAGAAGGCGACCGGAAUACGGCCUUUUUUCAGGCUAAAGCGCGUGCACGGAACCGAACUAACAGGAUUAAACUGCUCAAGGAUGAGGCAGGAAAUGAGUUUACUGAUCAGGAUGACCUUGAGAGGUUGGCUUGUGAUUGUUACCAGAAGCUGUUUGCGGCACAGGAGAAUCUGCAACCUGAGUUAAUUUGCCGCCAUGUACCACGGAAGAUCACCCCGGAGAUGGCGGCUGUUUCGGAGAGACCUUUCUCUGAGCAGGAAGUGGAGGAGGCUCUCUUUGAGAUGGCGCCAAGCAAGGCUCCAGGAGUAGACGGUUUUAACGCUGGCUUUUUUCAGACCCACUGGCAGCUGGUUAAGGGGUGUGUGGUGCCUGCGAUUUUGGGUUUCCUGAAUGGAGCUCCAACUCUGAACAAGAGUGUAAACAAGAAGUACAAGCAAUUCUGCAAAUUCCGAAUGAAGCGCUUGGUGAAAGAUACUUGGGUCUACCCACUUCAGCUGGGUGGGGUGCUUGCAAUGCUUUCAACUAUGUGCCAGCCCGGGGUUCUGCGAGGGAAGUAUUUUCCUAACGGUGACUUCCUCACAGCUACCAAAAGGAGGCAUUGCUCGGAAACUUGGAGGGCAAUCCUACAUGGAAGAGAUGUGUUAAAGAAGGGUCUGAUCAUGAGAAUUGGACCGGGCGAGGUAGAUAUUUGGCAAGAUAACUGGAUCCCAGGCUUGAGGCCCUUCAGGCCUCUGGUUCACUUGCCAACAGCUGCUGUCGAACGGGUGCAGGACCUUUUCGUUCCUGGCACGCGUGUUUGGGAUGAGCAGCUCGUGCGUCGAUUGUUUGUGGAACCGGAGGCGGCGGAAAUUUUGAAGAUCAAGCCCGGUAUGUCUUUGGUGUCUGAUGUCAAGGCUUGGGCGUUUGAGAAGCAUGGGCAAUAUUUGGUCCGCUCGGCUUACAGAUUGCUCAAGGUUGAGCAAGCGGCAGGUGAGACCGGGGCCUCUAGGGAAUGCCAACACUGGCAAACGGUCUGGAAGCUGGACGUACCACCGAAGGUCCGUGUUUUCUGGUGGCGGGUGCUGCACAAUUCGCUGCCUUCAAAGUUUGAGCUGAAAAGAAGGCACGUCGCCAAGGAGAGCUUCUGUGAGUAUUGUGGUGAUCCAGAAGAAACCUUGUAUCAUGUAGCAAUCCAGUGUCCGUUGGCUAGAAGAUUCUGGGCAGAACUGGAGUUCUGUAACUCUAAGACAGCUGCGCUGGUGGUAUGUGGUGCCUGGACGCGGACAGGUCGAAAUGCAAGAAGGCAUGGGCGCAAAACUUGGGAACCUGGAGCAGCGGUGUGGUUCGUCUCAACACUGCUGCAGGAGCUUGCAGCGCAGAAGGUGCCAAAGGAACCGAGGCUGCCCAGGAGGCCGGAGAAGUGGAGAAGCCCGGAGGAGGGGUGGAUCAAGGUGAACACUGAUGCAGGCUUUGACACCGCGGCUUGUUCGGGAAGCUGCGGUGUGGUGAUACGUGAUCAGACCGGCCUGGUGAAGGCUGUAGCGGCACGAUGGCUUGAUGAUGUGCCGGAUGCACUGACGGCAGAGGCUAUGGCGGCCAAGGAAGGGCUUGAGCUUGCAGCGGAAAAUGGCUAUGACAAAGUUAUCUUUGAGGUUGAUUGCAAUGGCCUCAAGACGCUGCUAGAUGGUGAUGAUGGUAUGAGAUCGGCUAUCGGGGGCCUUUGUUUCGAUAUUACAGAGCUAGGCAGGAGUUUUGUCAACUUUCGUGUUGCGUGGGCAAUAAUGAUCCGCGGGAUGGCUGGCUAUGGUAGGAUGCCAUGGAUGGGAACGGACGGUGGUUGGUACUGUGAACUUGAACAAGCAGAAGCCGCUCAGGUCCUGGAUCGCGUGCAUGCCAGCCAAUGUCAACCAAGGCAUGCAUAA
Molecule: messenger RNA, 2190 nt
Organism: Miscanthus lutarioriparius
Lineage: Eukaryota; Viridiplantae; Streptophyta; Magnoliopsida; Poales; Poaceae
Source: the annotation of a GenBank genome assembly